GGAAGUGUACUACCCCAACACGUAUCCUGCAGCAUGGAAGUUCCACCCGUAGAGAUAUAAAACCUUUUGAAGAAGUCCUCUGUGUCUUUUGGCUCUCUGAGCAGUACCAUGGCGGUCAGCAAAAACAAGCGCCUUACGAAAGGCGGCAAAAAGGGAGCCAAGAAGAAAGUGGUUGAUCCAUUUCCUAAGGAAGAUUCGUAUGACAUGAAAGCACCUGCUAUGUUCAAUAUAAGAAAUAUUGGAAAGAUGCUAGUCACCAGGACCCAAGGAACCAAAAUUGCCUCUGAUGGCCUCAAGGGUCGAGUGUUUGAAGUUAGUCUUGCUGGUCGGGCACAGUGGCUCAGGCCUGUAAUCCUAGCACUUUGGGUGGCCAAGGUGGGUGGAUCACCUGAGGUCAGGAGUUCAAGACCAGCCUGGCCAUCAUGGUGAAACCCCCAUCUUUAAAAGUAAAUAAAUAAAUA
Callithrix jacchus (white-tufted-ear marmoset) is the source of this 461-nucleotide messenger RNA. Lineage: Eukaryota; Metazoa; Chordata; Mammalia; Primates; Cebidae. The record is from RefSeq and is a predicted model, not a curated record.